Molecule: messenger RNA, 1908 nt
Organism: Closterium sp. Naga37s-1
Lineage: Eukaryota; Viridiplantae; Streptophyta; Zygnematophyceae; Desmidiales; Closteriaceae
Source: the annotation of a GenBank genome assembly
AUGGGCGUCUUACCUCUUCUUCUGUUGGCUUCCUCACUCCUCUCUGCGGCGCACGCUGCGGAAAUGAAACCUCGCAAAGACCUCGCCGGCCCCGGCGGAUCCAACAACGAGUUCAUUGGCAAUCACGAACCUGUCAUUCCCGCCGCCAUCAUCACACCCCGCCCCAACGACCCCGAGCCUGUGACCCAGAUUCCCGAGCCUGUUACUUCGGCGAGCGACCCCGUCGCCACUCCAAACCCGGCGUCGGCCCCUCAAGACGUCUUCACUGACGAUCCUUUCGGAACCUCUGGCCCGUCCGUCUCGAACCCUGGCCCAUCGUUCGAUCCCAACGACCCUCUGGGCGGCAGGAACCCUCUCGCGGGUGACGACUCCAAGACUGGUGUUCAGCGGACAAGCGAGGCGGACUCUAGCGCGUAUGCUGGUACCGUGCAACCCAACCAGGUCAGUUCGGGGAUCCCGAUUACUCCCAAUAUUCCAGACAACAACGCGACCCCGGUUUCUCCCGGUACUCCUGACAACGGCUCGACCCCGAAUUUCCCCGAUAUCCCAGACAACGGCACAGCCCCGAUCUUUCCCAGUACUCCAGACAACGUCGCUGAAACUGGCGUCGCGCAAAAUUCCUCCUGCGACCCGUCCGACUUGGACGGUUACACGUCGUCGUAUCAAAUCACCAAAUACGGCCACAUUCUGCACUGGGCCGUCGUCUCCCCAACGGUCGUCAAGAUCGCGUUCGAGGCGAAGCACGGCAGCGGCGCGGCGGCGGGAUGGGUGUCCAUCGGGUUCUCCAAGGACGGCAAGAUGAAGAAAGCUGACGCAAUCAUCGGUAACCAGCCGGACACGCCCAUCGCGGCCUAUUCGAUCAAGGGAUACGACGCGGAUUCCAUUGAGAUUAACAAGGACCUGUGGAUUGGCGACGACGCGAGUCUCCUAUCCAAGACCAACGGCAGCCUCAUCAUGAAGUUCCAGAGGAGAACCACGGACGGCGUUGCGCCCAUCUCCACGACGGGCAACGUCACCGUCAUCUGGGCGUUCUCCGCCGACAAAACCAAGCCGCUCGCCUUCCACGGCGACAAGAGGCGUGGCUCUUUCCAAGUUGACUUUUCGUGCAAUGGCGGCGGCGGCGGCGUGGCGGCGCAACAAACGGUGCCGGUGGUGGCGGCGCAGGGCGGGAAUGUGACGGUGGGGUCGGCAUGCACCCAGUCGACGCUAAGCGAGUUCGACCACCAAGCGGAUCUCUACGACGGAAAGAUUCUGCUGCACUGGAAGGUUCUGGCCGGCCCCGUAUUCCAGAUGGCUUUCGAGGCGAAGCGCCUCAGCGGCGCGGAGAACAGCUGGAUUUCCGUCGGCUGGUCCAACAACGGAGCCAUGGCGCCUGCUGACGCCGUUGUUGGUAACACACCCGGGAUCAAGGCGUACCGACUUGAUGGUUACAAGAUGGCUGAGCUCGUCAACGACACAUUUUCGCUCGGACCGAACCCGUCUGUCACCACCUCGGCUUCUGGAUCCACAAUUCUGAAGUUUUCCCGCAGGAACGGGGAUGGCGGCACGGUUCCGAUCACUCUGAGUGGUGAGACGUACGUCAUCUGGGCCUUCUCCCGCGGCAUGCUCGAGGCGUUCGGCUAUCACGAUUACAAUAGAGGUCUCGCAAUGGUUGAUUUCCUCUGCAACAUUGCCCCCACCACCCUGAUGCGACCUGGCGAAAAUGUUGCCAACAUCCCGGGUGCCGAUGUGGAGGAAGAUGACAACGCGGGUCUGUCCCCUGCCGAGCGCGAGGACGAGGAGGCCCGCAGGGAGCACCGGACAGCGCGCCGAGCCAAUCGCGGGGCGAUUUUCCGUUCAUGGGCUGAUGCUAUGUUUGGCCUCCCCAGCCCCGUCCGAUCGUCCAACCCAUCAUCGCCAUACCCCUAA